This is a messenger RNA of Echinops telfairi (small Madagascar hedgehog), 2986 nucleotides long. It is a transcript of the gene SLC6A9, whose product is annotated as solute carrier family 6 member 9. Gene Ontology annotation, biological process: glycine import across plasma membrane; sodium ion transmembrane transport; synaptic transmission, glycinergic. The record is from RefSeq and is a predicted model, not a curated record. Gene Ontology annotation, molecular function: glycine:sodium symporter activity. The transcript is spliced from 13 exons. The coding region runs from base 81 to 1982 and encodes 633 amino acids. Gene Ontology annotation, cellular component: plasma membrane. NCBI's taxonomy places the organism in Eukaryota, Metazoa, Chordata, Mammalia, Afrosoricida, Tenrecidae.
GAGCCCCGUGGUCUGAAGGUGCUGGAAGCAGAGCCUCUAAGUGUUGCCUGGGACUCCAGAGACCCCAACCUACUGCCACCAUGGUAGGAAAAGGUGCCAAAGGGAUGCUGAAUGGUGCUGUGCCCAGCGAGGCCACCAAGAGGGACCAGAACCUCAAACGGGGCAACUGGGAAAACCAGAUCGAGUUUGUACUGACGAGCGUGGGCUAUGCCGUGGGCCUGGGCAAUGUCUGGCGCUUCCCAUACCUCUGCUAUCGCAACGGGGGAGGUGCCUUCAUGGUCCCCUACUUCGUCAUGCUGGUCUUCUGCGGGGUCCCCCUCUUCUUCAUGGAGCUGUCCUUCGGCCAGUUCGCCAGUCAGGGCUGCCUGGGGGUCUGGAGGAUCAGCCCCAUGUUCAAAGGCGUGGGCUACGGCAUGAUGGUGGUGUCCACCUACAUCGGCAUCUACUACAACGUGGUCAUCUGCAUCGCCUUCUACUACUUCUUCUCGUCUAUGACCCACGUGCUGCCCUGGGCGUACUGCAAUAACCCCUGGAACACGCCUGACUGCGCCGGCGUGCUGGACGCCACCAACCUCACCAAUGGCUCUUGGCCAGCCGCCCCACCCAGCAACCUCUCCUACCUGCUCAACCACACCUUCCGGAGGACCAGCCCAAGCGAGGAGUACUGGAGGCUCUACGUGCUGAAGCUGUCCGACGACAUCGGGAACUUCGGGGAGGUGCGCCUGCCCCUCCUAGGCUGCCUCGGUGUCUCCUGGGUGGUCGUCUUCCUCUGCCUCAUCCGAGGAGUCAAGUCUUCCGGAAAGGUGGUGUACUUCACGGCCACCUUCCCCUACGUGGUGCUGACCAUCCUCUUUGUCCGCGGGGUGACCCUGGAAGGAGCCUUCACCGGCAUCAUGUACUACCUGACCCCGCAGUGGGACAAGAUCCUGGAGGCCAAGGUGUGGGGUGACGCGGCCUCCCAGAUCUUCUACUCGCUAGGCUGUGCCUGGGGGGGGCUCAUCACCAUGGCUUCCUACAACAAGUUCCACAACAACUGUUACCGGGACAGCGUCAUCAUCAGCAUCACCAACUGUGCCACCAGCGUGUACGCUGGCUUUGUCAUCUUCUCCAUUCUGGGCUUCAUGGCCAGUCACCUGGGCGUGGAUGUGUCCCGCGUGGCCGACCACGGCCCCGGCCUGGCCUUCGUGGUGUACCCCGAGGCCCUCACCCUGCUGCCCAUCUCCCCCCUCUGGUCCCUGCUCUUCUUCUUCAUGCUUAUCCUCCUGGGGCUGGGCACUCAGUUCUGCCUCCUGGAGACACUGGUCACGGCCAUCGUGGAUGAGGUGGGGAACGAGUGGAUCCUUCAGAGAAAGAUCUACGUGACCUUGAGCGUAGCAGUGGCUGGCUUCCUGCUGGGCAUCCCCCUCACCAGUCAGGCAGGUAUCUACUGGCUGCUGCUGAUGGACAACUACGCGGCCAGCUUCUCCCUGGUGGUCAUCUCCUGCAUCAUGUGCGUGUCCAUCAUGUACAUCUAUGGGCACCAGAACUACUUCCAGGACAUCCAGAUGAUGCUGGGGUUCCCGCCACCCCUCUUCUUCCAGAUCUGCUGGCGCUUUGUCUCCCCGGCUAUCAUCUUCUUCAUUCUUAUCUUCACGGUGAUCCAGUACCGACCCAUCACUUACAACCACUACCAGUACCCAGGCUGGGCUGUAGCCAUUGGCUUCCUCAUGGCGCUAUCCUCGGUCAUCUGCAUCCCACUCUAUGCCUUGUUCCACCUCUGCCGCACAGACGGGGACACCUUCCUCCAGCGUUUGAAAAAUGCCACCAAGCCAAGCAGAGACUGGGGACCCACCCUCCUGGAGCACCGGACGGGGCGCUAUGCCCCCACCAUGGCCCCCUCUCCUGAAGAUGGGCUUGAGGUUCAACCCUUGCACCCCGACAAGGCCCAGAUCCCCAUCAUGGGUAGCAACGGCUCCAAGCACCUCCAGGACUCCCGGAUAUGAGCACAGCUGCCAGGGGGGAGCACCCCACUCCUACCCCCUGGUCCCACCAGAGACUGGGCGGACGGACUGUGGACAGGUGUCGCCUGCCACACCCUGGCCGGGGCAACUGCUGUUCCACUGCUAGUGCGGCCACUCAUGCUCCUGUCCCCAGUGUUUACAUGUCCUUUGGAUGCCGAGGUGGCAGCGGGGGUGGGGCGGGAGGAGGCCAGGAAGGGGACUGGGGAACCCAAAGCACUUUUGAAGGGGUCUCGGGCCAGGUCCCCAGGAGCCCCUCGUGGCCUCUGAUGGCCCUGAGCGGAGGUUCUGGCGAGCCCCAACCAGCUUCUCCUGGGGCCCAGCCUCCUGACCAGUGUUCCCUACCCCCAGGCAGCCCCCAGCCUCUGCCCGGGCAAGUGGAACGCUUUCUGAAGGGGGUAGGCUCGGGCUGGGGGCCAUGCAGUGUUACUUGUCCGUCUGUGUCGCCUGGGCCUGUUGUCUGUGUACUUAUUUUUGUAAACAUUGUAUUUUAUCUGUGGUUGCCACCCCCCUUGCCCCUUGGCUCCAGGCCCAAUGUCUUCCAGGUCUGUGCCCCUCACUCUGCAGCUCAGGCCGCUGCCCUCCUUCCAGCCAGUGCAGGCCUGGGGCCCAGCAGCUGCUCCAAGCACUGCUCUCUUGGGGGUUCUCCAGAGCCCCGAGCCCUGGGGAGGGGGACCCUGCACGAGCCCCCUUGCCCUCCCUCCACCAGGCUAAAGACCUACUCUUCUCCCAAACUGUGCUGCCAUGUUCACGUGCCAAAUGGCCGCGGCCUGCGUGCCCCCACCCCUCUGUGGAGACAGAGCUCCUCCCCCAGCCCCUGCAGCGUCCUUUUGUCCGUCCUCUAUGCCCCUUUGUGCAGCGACAGUCCUGGCCAAGCCGCCUCUAAUCCUCUGUAGCAAUAACGGUGCGCCGCCCGCCCCUGCCCAUCCGUGCACCACUAGGAUUGCCAAGUCCAUAGAGUUUAAUGAAAUUUCUAUUCCUGUCUCAGA